This is a messenger RNA of Toxorhynchites rutilus septentrionalis, 2941 nucleotides long. Its product is annotated as putative helicase mov-10-B.1. Gene Ontology annotation, molecular function: ATP hydrolysis activity; RNA binding; 5'-3' RNA helicase activity. The coding region runs from base 179 to 2866 and encodes 895 amino acids. Gene Ontology annotation, biological process: regulatory ncRNA-mediated post-transcriptional gene silencing. The record is from RefSeq and is a predicted model, not a curated record. Gene Ontology annotation, cellular component: P granule; cytosol. The transcript is spliced from 5 exons. NCBI's taxonomy places the organism in Eukaryota, Metazoa, Arthropoda, Insecta, Diptera, Culicidae.
ACUGCAUCAGUGCACUGUUUCGUGUUUAGUGCUCUCGGCACGUACCUAAUUGUUUAAUGUGAAAUUAGUGUUAGAAAUUGUGAUAAUUAGAAUACACAGAAUAUAAUUUAUUAAGUAUUAACCUUCGGAAAUAAAAACAGACGUGCCAGCAGAGACAAAUAGAAACAUAAAAGACAGUAUGACAUUGAAAAAUAGUCUACCGCCUUCCGGUUGCGCUCAAAUUCAAACAAUCGUCCAGAAAACCGAAGAUGGCGGAAAAAAACAUGGCAAGAAAAACCCGAAAGCCACAAGCAAGAAAUCCUCCAAGAAUUGUGGAAGCGCGAAACCAAAUGAUGCGCACAAACAAUAUCAAAAUAGUGUAAAAUUACCGACGAAAAAGAUAGUUUCUAAGAGGAACUGUGGAUCUACUUGUCAAUGGAUCAUUCAAAGGACCUCCACUUUGGUAAUCACAAUUUCAGAAUCAUCAGUUACGCAAAAGUCCAUUGAGAAAUCGGUGUUUGCGCUAAAAUUAGUUCAGCUGCCUAGGUCGGAGCCAACCUUUCUGCUCAUGGUAAAAAAUCAAUCUGCUGUGGUCGUUUUGUUACGAUCCACAGUUUUGACGAAAUCGGACAAGAAAUUCCUGGCUAUUUUCCCUGAAGGUGAAGUGAUCCGAAUGCGUCCCGAUUACAGUUGGGAAGAGGAAUUUACACUCAACAAUCCGUUUCCGGACGCCAAAUACGUCGAAUUGAAUAUUACUGCCCAGGCCCUGAUUCCGGAUGGAAGCAAAUUGGUUGAAGUACUCGAGAGAUACCGCUUCAAACGGAAUAGUGAAAAACCUAAGAGAACUCAACUUAAUCUACAAGAACUCCCAAUGUUUGAAAUUCCGAAGAUAUUCGCGUGCUUGUACAGAACUAAUUUCAAGAAUGCAGGCGCUUAUGGACAGCAAGAAGUUGAACUUCUAGCCAGAGUGAAUGAGUCAAAAGAACUUUUCCUUCGAUCCAGCGAAACGUAUAGAAGGCAGUUAACCCUUCUUAAUCAAAUAGAGGACGAGCAUCUGAGACAACAAUUUUUCAGCUACAGUAUUAACAAUCCCGAAUUAGUGGAUAAAAAAUUCGGUCGUAUGUACAGCCUAUCACUGGGCCAAUUCAAAGAGCAACCCUUAAUGCUCAAAGAGGAAACAGAAGUUCUUGUUAUGGUCGAGUCUGUAACCGGACAAAAAGUAAUCAGAGGUAUCAUAGACCGCAUGGACCAUAAAAAUAUUGUCAUCAUCAUGAGGAAGAAAAUAUCUGCCGAGGAUGUUGUAAGAAUACAAUUUUGUGCCAAUAGAACGGCGUUGCGAUUAGAGUAUCGUGCACUAGAAUUGCUGGAUGAAUCUGUUAUUCAGAAGCUAUUCUUCCCUGAGACCUCUGAAGCAAGUAAUUACGAACAGUUUACAGAAUUUGAAUGGUUUCUUAAGCGAAUGUCCUCUAACGAAGAACAAAUGAAAGCUGUAAAAAACAUUGUUAACCGUACCUCGUAUCCUGCGCCUUACCUAUUGUUCGGACCACCAGGGACUGGAAAAACCGCUACACUGACAGAAGCUGUUUGUCAGCUUCAUAAGUUACGACCGAAAUCUAAUAUCCUGAUCGCGACAGCAUCGAACUUUGCUGCCAACGAGAUAGUCAACAGACUUUUGCCGUUAAUUCCUACUGAAGACAUAUUUCGCUUCUUCGCUAAGUCUAGCGAGCGCAAGAUAAACGAAAUCGACGUGGAUGUCAGGGGUGCGUCCAAUCUUAUCCGUGGAUCAUACAGUAAACCAUGCUACGAAGACAUUUAUAUGUCUAGGGUAGUAGUCUGUACGAUGACCACGGCUGGUCGACUAGCACAGGCAAAUAUAUCAGACAAGCACUUCGACUAUAUUUUCAUCGACGAAUGUGGUGGCGCAAAGGAGGUAUCGGUGCUUGUAGCCAUCGCUGGUAUCGGAGCGAAUGAGAAGAAUAUCAACGCACUUAUUGUACUCGCGGGCGAUCCUCAUCAACUUGGUCCAGUCAUUACGUUUGAUUUUCUCAAAAAUACCAGUCAAAGUAUUUCCAUGUUAGAACGUAUGAUGAAUCAUGAGUUUUACCGGAAGGAUUGUUUCGGAAGGUAUAACUCUCUGAUUAUUACCCAGCUACGCGAUAAUUACCGUUCUCACGAAGCGUUAUUGCGAUUUUCAAAUUCUAUGUUCUACGAUAAUCAACUAAGAGCAAAAGCUCCCGAAGAGGUGGCGAAAUGGGCUCUUGGUUGGUACCGUCUCCCAAACCGUUCAUUUCCAAUAAUAUUUCACCCGGUCGAUGGCCAAAUCAUGAAGGAUUCAAGCUCCACUAGCAUUUAUAACGUGGAAGAAGCAAACCUAAUAAUUCACUACAUAAAGGAUAUACUUAAAGAAGGCUUGAAGGGAAAACGUGUUAAGCAGAGUGAUAUUGGAAUAAUAUCACCGUAUGCUCGCCAAGUUAAUUACUUGAGGAAACUAUGCGAUGAACACAACUGGAGUGAGAUCGAGAUAGGAUCUACUGAGCAGUAUCAGGGUCGGGAGAAACUUAUCAUGCUGAUAUCGACUGUCAGAUCGCGAUGCCACAGCGUUGGUUUUCUAGCAAAUGUCAAACGACUGAAUGUGGCCCUCACCAGAGCACGAGCGCUUCUGAUCGUCGUCGGAAACCCAGUAACAUUGGAGCGCAACAAACAGUGGAAAGGAUUCAUCGCGUAUUGUAGAGACAAUGGAGCGAUUUUUAAGCCGGCUAGCAGGCCGAAAAAAGGGAAAGUAUAUGUCGUGCAACCUCAGAUUUCAGUGAAUAAGAAUACACCACAGAGGUCGAACACGAUGAAGCAGGCAAACAGCGUUUUCUGGGAUUGGGAUGUACAUCAAUGAAAUCAUAGUUGCAAUGUAUUGCUGAGAAUGGAGCACCAAAUCAAAAAUGAUAAUAAACUUUAAAUGCUUAGUUUA